AUGGCGCCGCGCCGCCCGGCGGCGGUGAGGAGCGCAGUAUCAGCAGAGGCAGCAGACCUGUUACAAGCAGCAGACUCUGCUAGGAGCACGGAGCAGGCAGCUGGACGGAGUAACCGCGGUGAGUCGUCCCCUGGGGCAGUUAGGGCAAAAAGGGGGCAGAAACAGGGGUUGGUAAAUGAGGCCCUUGCAACCCAGUCAGGUUCCGCUGAGGAUGGGGCAGCCAGCAGGGGCUUGGACAGCAGGGGACAGUCGGCACCUACAGCCUAUUCCAGGGUAGGUAGGGAAGCGCCAAGAAUACACAACAGGUUGCAGGCUAGGGCCAGGCCGCAAGCGCCCCUCCCCGCAGCGCAGCAGUCACGGGCAACGGGCCAGAACAAGGAUCAUAGGGCGCUGACAGGCGGUGGGGUCACAGCAGGCAGUGGCAUGGCCCCCUCCCGGCCUGGUGCAGGGGUGGGGCGCUGUAGGCCAGCGGAUCAGCGGGCGGGCAGGGAUUGCCGCGCUCAGGAGAGGACAGAUAGCCCCACAGAGUGGCGCAGAGACAGUGGGGGGGACAGGAGAGCUAGCCAUCGCUCCAGGAGUGAACGGCGGAGCAGGCAGCGCAGUAGCAGCGGGGAGUCUGCGGAUGGUCGUUGCCGUGGCUCACCUGUUCGGGGAGCAGUCUCGCGGGAGAGUGCCUCCAGGUCAAUGAGUGGGGGCUCUCCCGACAGGCGGAGCAGAAGUUUUUCCAGGGAUAGAUAUGGCCGUAAGGGCCAGCAUGCCAGGAGUAGCAGUCCACGUAGAGGCCCAAUGGGUGAGGUCAGGGAGGAUUUGGGUUCUGAUGACGGCCUCCCCAGUUUUUCUUCUUUCGUUCGCAGGCCAUUGGAUGUCGGGUCAGCAGGCCGCAGGAGGCCUCAGGACAGCAGGGAUUUUACAGCAGCCUCGCCGGGAACAUCUCACGGCGGAGUUCGGGAUGCAGCCCCAGGAGCAGCGACACCUGGGUUUGGUCGGUGAGUCUCACAGUACACCACACUCUGGAGAUUUGUUAGAGGGUCUGAAAACAUUUCUUGCAUCAUGGAGUUCAGGUUUGGAUAAGGGGGAUUCGUUUAGCAAGGCUUGGUUGCCGGGGUCGUCGGGUUUGGGGUCAGGGGAGAAACCAGUCUCCGAACGGGCCGGGAGCAGUGCAGGUGAGCUGGUAGCAGCCUCAGCGGGGUCAGCAGCCACAGAAGUGGCGGCUGAGAGGGAUAUACUAAUGGGGGAGAUUCCAGAUGCAGCAAGGCAGAACGUGCAUGUGUCGUUUGCGGGGCCUUUGGGGUGUCACCUAAAAUUAGAGGUUAAGGAAAGGUUAUGGAAAGGGGAAUUUGUGGAGAUCUUCUCCCUUCUCCCCUUGGAGGAAUACCUAGACUUGAAGGAAGAAGACAAAAAGGAUCCCAAGAAAGAGGAGGAAGAAAAGCGGCGUCGUUAUAGGAAAAUCCCGAAAACUUUCGGGAACUGGCUGCGGGCCUUUUGCAUACUGGCGAGUGUACUGGGGGAAAAGGCCCCGGAAAAAUGCUCGCAAUUCUUCUGUUACUUAGACGGGGUGUGGGAGGCUUACCGCACAUACGGGGGCCUAGCAUGGUGGCGGUACGAUGAACAGUUCCGUCAGAGGCUUUCGGCUAAGCCGGGAAUGAGGUGGGACCAGAUGGACCUGCCAUUAUGGAUGAAGCUAAUGAUGGCUCAAAAGGCGGCUCCCUUUCAAGGGGGGGCUGGCGUCGGUUCCUCUUCCACCUCGUCGGCUGCGCAAAGGAAGGGGUGUUGCUGGCUCUAUAAUGAGGGCCAAUGUAAGUGGGGCUCCGCAUGCCGCUUUAGGCAUGAAUGCUCUGGAUGCGGUGGGGGGGACAUGGUUACAACCGGUGUUUUAAGAAGGGCAAGCCCACUACAACAGGCGCGGCCGGAGGCGCUGCAGCACCAUCCGCUGCCUCUGGGGCGGUCUCCGGUGAGGGUAGACGCGAUGCUCCCUUGGCUAAACAGCUACGGUAAGCGGGAGGAUGCCCGUCUAUUGUUUGAGGGAUUUACUAGGGGUUUCAUCAUUCCCUUCAGGGAUCGGGUUGUGGUUCCCCGUUUCCGUAAUUUGCGCUCAGUGGGCGAACAUCAUGAUGUGGUAUGUGGUAAAUUGCUUCAGGAGGUUCGCCUGGGGCGGAUGGCGGGACCGUUUAGGGAACCACCGCUGCCGGAUCUUAGGGUUUCCCCUUUAGGCGUAGUGCCAAAGAAGGAGGCGGGAAAAUUUCGCCUUAUCCACCAUUUGUCAUACCCGAAGGGGUCAUCAGUCAAUGAUGACAUUGACGGGGAUCUCUGUUCGGUUUCCUAUGCAUCAUUCGACCAAGCGGUCGAGCUGGUAAAGGAAGCAGGACAGGGAGCGUUGUUGGCUAAGGCGGAUAUAGAAGCGGCUUUCCGCCUUUUGCCCAUUCACCCAAAGUGUCACCACUUAUUAGGUUGUUAUCUUGAUGGAAACUAUUUUGUGGAUCUGUGUUUGCCCAUGGGAUGCUCCAUUUCAUGUGCGUACUUUGAGAAAUUUAGCACGUUCAUGGAAUGGGUAGUGAGGGAGGAAGCGGGCACCAAGUUUGUGGUCCAUUACCUGGACGAUUUCUUGUGUGUCGGGCCGGCUGGCUCUGACGCUUGCCGCUUUAGGCUACGGUGUCUCGAAUGGGUCAGUCAGGUAUUUGGGGUACCUCUGGCUCGCGACAAAACCGUGGGGCCUACUACAUGCCUGAGUUUUUUGGGGCUUGAAAUAGAUACGGUCGCGGGGGAAUGCAGAUUACCACAAGAUAAGUUGGAGUCUCUCCGCGAUGCCGUUUCAGAGUUGCGUAG
This is a messenger RNA of Pelobates cultripes (western spadefoot toad), 2823 nucleotides long. Lineage: Eukaryota; Metazoa; Chordata; Amphibia; Anura; Pelobatidae. The record is from the annotation of a GenBank genome assembly.